GGAUAAUCUAAAUUUUAAUCACAUCUCUGCAUCUGAAAGUUUAGCUAUAUUAUCACAAAGAAGAAAUAAUUUAUUAAAACCUUUACCUAAUACUAAAAUGAAUAAUGGCUUGAGUGCAAGAAGACAUGUAAGCUUUGAUAGUAAUCCGGUGUGUGCCAUGAAAGAAGAAGUUCCACAAAGCCCAACAACUAGAAGAAAAAACUGCAGUUUUAUGCCAAUUCCAUCGUCACCGUUAUCUCCUCAUACUAAAACAGGAUUUGGUAAUACAAGUCCUAAGUCAGCGAGUUCUAAUGCAAGCCCUUUUGUCAGUCCAAGAAAUACGCCAGCUUUAAGGCAGAGAUCUAUGUUUGACAAGUUGAUGAAAUCUAACAAAAAUUUACAAACUGAUGCUGCUGCUUCUAUGUUAUCUGUGAAUAAUAUGAACAUUCGAUCUCAAUCUGUUCCUCUUCACAUGAAAAGUAUGGUUUCACCUGGUCAGAGUCCAUUAUUCUUCAACACACAGUAUCCGCAAAACAUCAUUCCUCAGCAAAUGAUGAGUUACAAUCCAUCAGCCAGCAGUUCAGUAGGUGCUACACCUGUUCCACCUGAAUAUAAUGAUUUUGAUACUAAUUACAUAGAUAUGAUAAAUUCAACUACAGAUAUAAUGUGUGCUAAUACUUUGAAUAAUAAUUUCCAAGACGAUCUUAGCGUUCCUAUUGUUGAGUCUGAUCAGUCUGAAAAUGUUUAUGCUGCAAUGGAAAUGAAUCAAAUUUUGCCUCAAACAGACUUUGCUGAUAUAAGAUCUUUGAAAAGAUCUAUGAGCAUAGAAAAUAAUUUUCCAAUUAUGGACGGCGAUGAUUCUAAGGGUAUAGCGUCCAGAUCGGUACCUAGCACGCCGAUAUCAUACAACAAAAUAUCUUUAGAUUUUCAGUUACCACAACAAUUUAAAGAAUUCGAUUCAAUGAUCUCAAAAUCUGUUCCAUCGACGCCUUUGCGUGAUAGAAGCUUUCAAUAUAGCCCAACUUAUCGAAGCCGAGAUUUCUUAAUCAAUGGUAACUCGGUCGAGGCUUAUAAGAAUUCUAUGACACCAAUAGACAAUGGUGUCAUAGAUGAUUUAUCGGAAUUGGAGCACCAGAAAGCAUUGCAAUUAACAAGUAUAGAGCAAGAGUUAACGGAUUUCGGUGCUACGGAUGCCAUCAUGUCGGGUGAUAUAAUGAGUGAAUUGGGAGGAGAAUUAUAGGACUGGGUGAGUGAUUUAGAACGAAAAACAUUUUUUUAAUAAAUUAA
This is a messenger RNA of Ctenocephalides felis (cat flea), 1266 nucleotides long. RefSeq lists its product as uncharacterized. The record is from RefSeq and is a predicted model, not a curated record. The coding region runs from base 98 to 1219 and encodes 373 amino acids. NCBI's taxonomy places the organism in Eukaryota, Metazoa, Arthropoda, Insecta, Siphonaptera, Pulicidae. The transcript is spliced from 2 exons.